Salvelinus fontinalis (brook trout) is the source of this 1537-nucleotide messenger RNA. It is a transcript of the gene tmem192, whose product is annotated as transmembrane protein 192. The record is from RefSeq and is a predicted model, not a curated record. Gene Ontology annotation, cellular component: lysosomal membrane; late endosome. Lineage: Eukaryota; Metazoa; Chordata; Actinopteri; Salmoniformes; Salmonidae.
GUGGUGUACGUGUCUCUGAGUGUGUGUGUUGCCGUGGUGUGUGUGUUGGAGGUUGGCCGGGAGGAGUGUGUCCGUGUGUUGGGUCACGUCCGGGGGCAGAGUGUGGUGCUGAUUGGGAAGGUGUUUGUCUGGCUGUGUGUGUUGUUGUUUGGUGUGUGUGUACAGCAUCACCACAGCCGAGCGAGAAGCAGAGGAUACCUCCGUUUCUAUAGAGACAACCGUACCCUGAAACACCUGCCCUUCCUCAUCCACUCGGCAGGUAACACGGCGGUGUUGGUGGUCAUGUCAGCUGACCUGUCAGAGGCAGAUCAUCUUCCUGUUUAUCUGCUGCUAGGGAUUCUGGGACUGGAGCUCCUGGUCUCUCUGCCUUGUCUGAUCAUCUACACAGUCAGGGUGGUGAGAUUCAACAGAGACAGAGCUGGUCCAGAUAUCAGUCAGGAGGAACCAUCUAACUCCUACAACACUACUGAGACUGGCUUCAGGGAGGGCUCCAGUCUGGAAGAGGUGGUGGAGAAGCAAGCUGAUCUCAUCGACUACCUGAAGCAACACAACACCUUACUGAGCAAGAGACUGCUCAACAUGACUGUACAGCACUGACCACAAUACAACCACAAUACAACCACAAUACAACCAUAAUACAACCAUAAUACCUUACUGAGCAAGAGACUGCUCAACAUGACUGUACAGCACUGACCACAAUACAACCACAACACAACCACAACACAACCACAAUACAACCACAACACAACCACAACCACAACACAACCACAACCACAAUACAACCACAAUACAACCACAACACAACCACAAUACAACCACAAUACAACCACAAUACAACCACAAUACAACCACAACACAACCACAACACAACCACAACACAACCACAACACAACCACAAUACAACCACAACCACAAUACAACCACAAUACAACCACAACACAACCAUAAGAGACAGAGAGAGGAGGAUGGAAGAAGAGAAGAGGGUCACAGAUUAGAGGCCUGAAGUUUUAUUUCUGUGUGACCACCCCAAGUGACCUCUGGGUAGUGUGUCUGUGUAGAGAUUGUGUGUCUGUGUAGAGAAAGGUAGUAUUAGUCUAGAGGUAUGUGAGAAAGAGGGAGAAGAAGGGAGGAGAGAGAUCGAGGAGGGGGAGAGGGAGGAGGAGAGGGAGAGAGAGAGAUCGAGGGAUGAGGAGAGGGAGAGAGAGAUCGAGGAGAGGGAGAGGGAUGAGGAGAGGGAGAGAGAGAGAUCGAGGGAGGAGGAGAGAGAGAGAUGGGGGAGAGGGAGGAGGAGAGGGAGAGAGAGAGAUCGAGGAGAGGGAGGAGGAGAGGGAGAGAGAGAGAUCGAGGAGAGAUCGAGGAGAGGGAGAGAGAGAGAUCGAGGAGGGGGAGAGGGAGGAGGAGAGGGAGAGAGAGAGGGUGGGAACAUGUUAUCAGGGCCUGGUGUGUGUGUGUUCCACAGAAAUGUUUUACCUGUGUGUUCUCCCUGCAGUGUGUUUUUAUAUAAACUCAGCUAAAAAAUAAACGUCCUCUCACUGUC